Parasteatoda tepidariorum (common house spider) is the source of this 941-nucleotide messenger RNA. Its product is annotated as calcyclin-binding protein. Gene Ontology annotation, cellular component: nucleus. Gene Ontology annotation, biological process: heart development. Gene Ontology annotation, molecular function: tubulin binding; S100 protein binding; ubiquitin protein ligase binding. NCBI's taxonomy places the organism in Eukaryota, Metazoa, Arthropoda, Arachnida, Araneae, Theridiidae. The record is from RefSeq and is a predicted model, not a curated record.
UUACAAGCGCGUUAAUGCUUCACUUGUUUCCCCCUCCCCCUUGAAUAAUUACGACCACCAGAAUUUUCUGGAUUUUCGCUUUUUUCUGUUGUUUGGUAUUACUUGUUCGUACUGUUGGUUGUUUUUCAACAGUAACAUUGAAGUACGAAAUCUUCAGUUUCAAUUAUUGGUGCAACAAAUACAUUUAAGUGAAAAAUGUCAUCAGCAGAAACAUUAAUUAAAGAUGCUGAAGAGCUCGUUAGACUUGCCGAACUUACCGAAAGUCCUAACGUGAAGAGAAUCCUUACAACUGAGGCCGAAAAAUUGAAACAAGUUGCUUUAAACGAAGCAAAGAGUUCGGCUCAAAAGAUAACCCGUAAAGCUGUUCGUAGUGAUGUCUAUUCAGCUAAAAUUCAGAAUUAUGGUUGGGAUCAAUCUGAUAAAUUUCUGAAGAUCUAUGUUUCUAUUAGUGGUGUACAUAAUUAUCCAGCUGAAAAUGUUACCUGUGAUUUUGACACCAAAUCAUUUGAACUGCAAAUACUUAUUCCUGAAAAGAAAACUAACAAUGUGUUAUCCAUUAAAAAUUUACUUCAUGAAAUUGUUCCUGCUGAUAGUUAUUUUAAAGUUAAAACUGACAUGGUUGUAGUAUUUUUGAAAAAAUCUUCAUCCCAACAUUGGUCGUACAUAACAGAAACUGAGAAGAAAGCUAAAGAACCCAAGGGACCUAAGCCAAGUGCGAAAGAUGAUCAAGAUCCGAGUGGAGGUCUCAUGACUUUAAUGAAGCAAAUGUAUGAAGACGGAGAUGAUGACAUGAAAAGAACCAUUGCCAAAGCUUGGACCGAAGCACGGGACAAAAAAUCGCCCGACGAAGUGCUCUGAUCUUUUUCUUUUUUUUAAUUAUGUUCACAUUUUUUGUGUAUUUGUUUCCUUUGUGGUUAGAAAUAAAUACUUUUUGUUCAUGC